GGCUUGGCAGCAGCGCAUCGGAAACGAUGUUCACCAACCCGUUCUGCUUUGUUGUCCAGGUCUUAGCCGGCCUGAUACAAGUGCAACCACCAGUUUUCUGCGCCUUGCCUGGACUGCCUGUCGUUCUCGCUGAUGGUGUCAGCAACGAGCUACAAACACGUGGCGACUGGAUGAAAGCCAGCAAAGUCAUCCUGCCGACUAUCAGGAUUUCUGCGCAUGUCCCGACAUCUGGGACGGCAGAACACGUGGUCCAUCAAGCCUUUAUAAGGAGCAACUCAUCGCCGAUCACUUUCAGUGGGUUUGGCAGCAGCGCAUCGGAAACGAUGUUCACCAACCCGUUCUGCUUUGUUGUCCAGGUCUUAGCCGGCCUGAUACAAGUGCAACCACCAGUUUUCUGCGCCUUGCCUGGACUGCCUGUCGUUCUCGCUGAUGAUGUCAGCAACGAGCUACAAACACGUGGCGACUGGAUGAAAGCCAGCAAAGUCAUCCUGCCGACUAUCAGGAUUUCUGCGCAUGUCCCGACAUCUGGGACGGCAGAACACGUGGUCCAUCAAGCCUUUAUAAGGAGCAACUCAUCGCCGAUCACUUUCAGUGGGCUUGGCAGCAGCGCAUCGGAAACGAUGUUCACCAACCCGUUCUGCUUUGUUGUCCAGAAGUGAACAGCUACAAGUACCUAGGGCUUCGGAUCUGUAAAAACCUCUCCUGGACCGAACAUGUGGAUAACGUCACCGCUAACGCCCUCCGCAAACUCUUUUUCCUUCGACGUGCUUUGAAGCUCACGCCCCCCAGUGUACGUUUUCUCGCAUAUAAUACCAUUAUUCGUCCCAUGUUAGAAUAUGCCAUCAUAAUCUGGGAUCCCUUCACUAAAACUAACACUGCUAAAUUGGAGAGAGUUCAAAAGAAAGCAGUACGGUUUAUUUAUAAUUCAUUUGGCCGUUCAUCUAUCACUCAUCUACUUAAUCAAAGUGGUUUGCUUCCAGUCUCUCAUAGAAACCGUAUCUGCCGUUUAAAAUUCUUUUUUCAAUUACUCCAAGGUAAAUACAAUCUUAACACAUCCAACAUUAUAUCGUACUCCUCUGGACAUAACACAAGACAACGGCACGAUUUUACAGUGACACCAUUAAAUGCUAGAAUUAACUCCUAUAAGUAUUCUUAUUUCCCCAGAACGAUUACAGAUUGGAAUAAUCUUAAUAAUGAUGCAGUAUCACAAACAUCACUGCAAAUGUUUGAAAGCUAUCUGUAAUUUCUUAACAUCGUUUAUACUACAUUAUAUCAUUGUGUUGCAAUUGUGUCUUAUGUUGUUGCAUUUCUUUUCCUGGAUCUUGACUUAUGAUUUAUUUGUGAAUGGAUUAAUGAUUACUUUUGGAAUUACGUUGGAUGUUUCCAACGGACCUUUACUUGUAUAUUGUAUGCCCACCCUGCUAAGGUCUUGUAUAAGAUCGCAGUAUCAAUAAAU
Molecule: messenger RNA, 1456 nt
Organism: Dermacentor silvarum
Lineage: Eukaryota; Metazoa; Arthropoda; Arachnida; Ixodida; Ixodidae
Exons: 2
Coding region: 27-659 (210 amino acids)
Source: RefSeq, a predicted model, not a curated record